AAGGUUUAAAGGAAAACCUCUCCAUGAUCGGUUUACCCUCCGGGAUUCCCGAAGAGCAGCUGUCGGCCAUUUGCUAAGCCACCAUGAAUCCAGAGGCACCGUGGCUCGUAUUUUGUAUUGGGGCUGGACCCUCCAAGGUCCCCCUUCCAGCUGCAUUCCGAUUUUCCUUUUACGUAGGGAUUUGUCGCGCGAGGCGAACCAACCGUUGUUGUCGUUUUCUCCGUUUCUUCUUUCAGACGAUCAUGAUGUCGCCCCGAGGGAAGAACUGGAAGUCCAUGGGUAAAGGCCUCGUCCUUGGGACUCUGCUCACCAGCUUCAUGCUGGUUCUCUAUUCGUACACUGUCCCACCCUUGCAAGUCGGCAUGACCGAGAUUCCCAUCCCUUAUUCAUGCUCGUCCUACCGCAGCCAGGCCCGACUCUCUGCUUCGGGGAACAGCAGCCAGGGCUCCCCAGGAGAAAAAUGCCUCCCCAGGCUAAACAUCAUGUUCCUGAAGACCCACAAAACAGCCAGCAGCACCCUCGCGAAUAUCCUCUUCCGCUUUGGGGAGAAGCACCGCCUCAAGUUCGCCUUCCCCAACGGGCGCAGUGAUUUCUACUACCCGUCCUUCUUUGACCGCAGCCUGGUGAAGGACUACCAGCCCGGCGUGUGCUUCAACAUCAUUUGCAACCACAUGCGCUUCCAGUACGAGGAAGUGCGCAAGUUGCUGCCGGCCGAUGCCUUCUUUGUGACGGUGCUGCGGGACCCGGCCUAUCUCUUCGAGUCUUCUUUCCAUUACUAUGGGGGCCUCAUUCCUUUGACCUGGAAGUUGUUGGGAGACGAUAAGCUGUCCGAAUUCCUCAGGGACCCUUGGCAUUACUACGACCCUAAAAGCUUCAACGCGCACUACCUCCAGAACCUCCUUUUCUUUGAUUUGGGCUACGACAGCAACACAGACCCCAGCAGCCCCCUGGUUGAAGAGUACAUCCGCGAGAUCGACGGGCGUUUCCAUCUGGUCAUGCUUCUGGAGUACUUUGACGAAUCCCUGGUGCUCCUGAAGGACCUGUUAUGUUGGGAGCUGGAGGACAUCCUCUACUUCAAGCUCAACGCCCGCAAGGGCUCCACUGUCUCAAAGCUGACCGACGAGCUCUACCAAAAAGCCACGGUUUGGAACCUCCUGGAUGCCAAGCUCUACCAGUACUUCAACACCACGUUCUGGCACAAAGUGGAAGCCUACGGGGUGGCCAGGAUGGCGAAGGACGUCGCCAGGCUCAACGAAGAGAACGAGAAGAUGAAGAGCAUCUGUAUCGACGGGGGCCAUCCCGUGGACGCCAACGCGAUCCAGGAAUCCGCCAUGCAGCCCUGGCAACCGUUGGGCGAGGAGUCCAUCCUGGGCUACAAUUUGAAAAAGAGGAUCCACAAAAAGCACCGGAAAAUUUGCCGCAAAAUGCUGACCCCCGAGAUCCAAUACCUGACGGACCUCGGGGUCAACCUGUGGAUCACCAAGCUAUGGAGGUGGGUGAUGGAUUUUUUUGCAGUGGUAAGAGGGUGAGGAGGCCCCUCGCCACGUGGUAAGCACCUCUUCUCUCCACUCGUUUGGUUCCUUGCCUUUCUACUCUCUUCUUCUUCUGGUUG
Molecule: messenger RNA, 1612 nt
Organism: Pseudonaja textilis
Lineage: Eukaryota; Metazoa; Chordata; Lepidosauria; Squamata; Elapidae
Gene: GAL3ST1
Product: galactose-3-O-sulfotransferase 1
Biological process (GO): myelination; galactosylceramide biosynthetic process
Cellular component (GO): membrane
Molecular function (GO): galactosylceramide sulfotransferase activity
Source: RefSeq, a predicted model, not a curated record